AGCUCAUGAUUGACAAGCUGUAUUUUCGAAUGAAGUGUGAAGAAGUAUACGUCAGUCCGUGCUGCUUUGCCAAUGAACCGAUUUUGGAACGCGAUUCCCCUACACCAGAUCACUUGCUUUCAGUCAUCAAAGGCUGCAAUGGUGGCAUUACAGAUUUGACGAAGCGCAUCCAUUACACUCAAAAACAUAUACGUCUGGCUAUUAUUGACUAUGCUGGCCUUUCCACAUCUCCGAGUGACAUUCGAAAAUUUCUCGACACAUAUCCCAAUAUCAAAGAAAUUGCCAUUGACCAUGGUAAAUCAAUUGAAAUUCUGGCUCAACAUCAACUAUUGGAGAGAAACGAUGCUGAAAAAUUCAAUUGUCGCCCUAGUCCUGUUCAGCGAUCAAAGUAAAAAAUACAUUUGUUUGGCAGUCUUCAUCUUUCAAUCC
This is a messenger RNA of Rhizopus microsporus ATCC 52813, 429 nucleotides long. RefSeq lists its product as uncharacterized. The transcript has a single exon. Bases 6 to 392 code for a protein of 128 amino acids. The record is from RefSeq and is a predicted model, not a curated record. NCBI's taxonomy places the organism in Eukaryota, Fungi, Mucoromycota, Mucoromycetes, Mucorales, Rhizopodaceae.